Saccostrea echinata is the source of this 930-nucleotide messenger RNA. Its product is annotated as mitochondrial inner membrane protease subunit 2-like. Gene Ontology annotation, biological process: mitochondrial respiratory chain complex assembly. Gene Ontology annotation, molecular function: serine-type endopeptidase activity. The transcript is spliced from 7 exons. The coding region runs from base 101 to 688 and encodes 195 amino acids. The record is from RefSeq and is a predicted model, not a curated record. Lineage: Eukaryota; Metazoa; Mollusca; Bivalvia; Ostreida; Ostreidae. Gene Ontology annotation, cellular component: membrane; mitochondrial inner membrane peptidase complex.
GUUUACGCAAGACCAGCUCGAAAAGAGAAUAUGCGCGCAGAAAGAGGCAUAUAACAUGUAUACGGUACCAUAAUUUUAGAUCACCUGCUUACAGAUCGAGAUGUCAAAAGAGACGCUGAAAACAAUUGGUAAGAUUGGACUAGGGGUCUGUAUGACUGCCAUCACUGGUUUCUACGCCUUAGAAGAGUCCAUUGGUUAUGUCAGCAGGGUUGAUGGUGUCUCUAUGCAGGACACACUGAAUCCAAGUAAAUCGAGGAAACAACAUGACUAUGUUUUCUUAAGCAAAUCACACAAUCUUCUGAAGAAAGGGAAUAUAAAGCAUGGCGAUAUUGUGUCUAUCAAAUCUCCAAGACAUCCAGAAAAGUACCUGAUAAAGAGAAUAGUCGGUUUGGAAGGAGAUAUUGUGAAAAUUCCAGAAAACACAAAAAUCAACAAACGUUGGGACAAUCCUGAAGGGACACUGAAUUACACAAAAAGGACAAUACAGGUCCCUCAAGGUCACUGCUGGGUGGAGGGGGAUAAUGCAAGAAUGAGUGAAGAUAGCAACAAGUUUGGACCAAUCUCAAUAGGUCUUAUCACUGCCAAAGCAACACACGUGGUGUGGCCACCCCAUCGCAGGAAACGUUUGGAGUCCAUUGAAGCUCCCCCGGAAAGAGUUAUCAAAGAGUGCCAGCAACUAAAUAUAUAAGGACCUCAUUUUACAUAAAAAAAGAAACAAACUGUGAUUUGCAAAUAUACAUGUGUGAUAAAAUUCUGUGCUGUAGUGUGUGCAAGGCAUUUGUAAUGUAAAUUCAUGUUUAUGUGAGAUUAAAAAAAUGAAUGUGUACGUUUUUGUAAGAGGAUGUCAUGUAUAUGUAUAUAUAGGAAAAUCCUCAUAUAUCAAUAAUUAUAAUAUUGUUUGUAGUAUUACAAUAAAUUGUUUCAAAUGUU